AUGGCCACCACCGCAACACCCCUUCCGUACCGCCUAGACGGCAAGGUCGCCCUCGUGACUGGCGCUGGCCGUGGGAUAGGGGCAGAAGUGGCCCUCCAACUUGCCCGAUGCGGUGCCAACGUCGUCAUCAACUACGUCAAAUCAGUUGAAUCGGCUCAAAAGGUGGUGGAAGAGAUAAAGGCACUCGGACCUGAUGCUGUAGCGAUUCAAGCCAAUGUCAGCAAGGUUUCAGAGACUGUUCGCCUAUUCGAAGAAGCCGUUGGGCAUUUUGGGAAGCUGGAUAUUGUUUUCUCCAACUCCGGCGUGGUAUCUUUUGGUCAUCUGGAGGAAGUCACGGAGGUAUACUCAAUCGCCUUCCUACAGGAGGAAUUUGACAGAGUUUUCGGCCUGAAUACCCGCGGACAAUUCUUUGUCGCUCAGCAAGCAUACAAACACCUUGGCGAGGGUGGACGUAUUAUUCUCAUGAGUUCAAACACGGCUUUAUCCUUCUCAGUUCCCCGACAUUCUGUGUACUCUGGAUCCAAGGCUGCCAUCAAUGCCUUUGUUCGCGUCCUCGCCAAAGACUGCGGCAAGAAGAAGAUCACUAUCAAUGCCGUGGCACCUGGCGGUAUCGUGACGGACAUGCUCCAUGAGACGGCGAAAGACUACUUGCCCAGAGCUGCCAAUCUUUCCAAGGAAGAGAUCCUCGACAUCAUUGCAAAUGUGUCGCCGUUGAAGAGGUUGGGUUACCCGGCUGAUAUAGGGAAAAUCGUGGCCUUCCUCGCAUCCAACGAGUCCGAGUGGGUGAACGGCAAGAUCAUUGAGAUUGACGGUGGAGCUGCUUAA
Molecule: messenger RNA, 825 nt
Organism: Clonostachys byssicola
Lineage: Eukaryota; Fungi; Ascomycota; Sordariomycetes; Hypocreales; Bionectriaceae
Source: the annotation of a GenBank genome assembly